This is a messenger RNA of Lytechinus variegatus (green sea urchin), 3585 nucleotides long. Its product is annotated as fanconi-associated nuclease 1-like. The transcript has 14 exons. The record is from RefSeq and is a predicted model, not a curated record. Gene Ontology annotation, biological process: interstrand cross-link repair. NCBI's taxonomy places the organism in Eukaryota, Metazoa, Echinodermata, Echinoidea, Temnopleuroida, Toxopneustidae. Gene Ontology annotation, molecular function: 5'-flap endonuclease activity; 5'-3' exonuclease activity; flap-structured DNA binding. The coding region runs from base 90 to 3581 and encodes 1163 amino acids. Gene Ontology annotation, cellular component: nucleus.
AGUCCUACCUACAAAUGUACGACCCCAUUGAGAUGGCCAUAGCAUGCUUGAAGUCUGACCAAUGUGAGCUGUGAAAACCACCAGAAGUAAUGGAGACUCCUGCAAAGAGAGCCAACACCCCAACAUCAGGAAAGAAGAGGAAGAGACCUGCUUCCAUUUCUCCAAGAAGAGGGAAGAAAAGACUUUCACUAUCAGAAGUAAGAAAGCAUGUGAACUCAGCCACAGCCUCACAGCCAACGAAAAGAGAUGAUGCAGGAACAUCAUGUAAAAAUCCCCCUCGUUCCAUAGAGUCUUUCUUUGCAAAAGCCAAGCCUCCGCGGUACACGCCAUGUCCUGUUUGCUCCGAGGAGAUCAAACUGUCGGAGAUCAACAGACACCUGGAUUCGGGAUGUCUGUCCAAGCAAGAGAGUCCCGCUAAAGGAGAGGAAGAGUCUGUGAAACAGAGUUCAAGAAAAGUUGCAGAUGUGAGGAAUGAUGUCAAAGAUAAGAGGACAAGACGUCGCCUCCAGAACAAGUUUGAGUCGAGUCCUUUGUAUCAGCAAAGCUCUUCAAGCCUUUCAUCUGAUGACAAUCAAGAAAGUUGUGUCCUAAAUAAUGGCUUGGAGGGUAGUGAAAUACCAGGAACACUUGGUAAGGAAAUCAGCAUUGGUAAUGUCCUCAACCAGUCUAAAGGUGCAGAUCAGGAUUCAGAGGAUGCUUUUGUUCAAUCAUCAGAUACGAGUAAGCCAGUAAAACAAAACAAACGGGACAAAGCCAGAUCCCGGUUAAGCUUGAAGAAAUUACGGCAGAGAAAAGAUGAUUCAGAAUCAAAUUUUGAGUCGGAAGAAGUGCAUGAUGUAACUAAAGAUGCUAUUAGAACUGAAUCUCUCUCUCAAAGUAAGAAGGUUACGUCACCUUUUUUCAAUCAUGCAAGGAAAGGCAGUGCCAAUAUCAAGUCACCAGGAAGUGCAGUCAGGUCGAGUGGCCAAUCUGAGGGAACCCUUUCACAGAAUCUGCAUAAUGCAUCCUCAGAUUCUGCAGUAGAAUCUUUCAGGAUUACCCCAACUCGAAUCUAUAUUCCUGAAAAGAAGAGUUCUCAAUCGACUUUGAAUUCUGUGAGUCCUGAAACCAAAGCAUCUACCUCUUCGACAUCAUCACAACGGGGAGGUUCCAGAAAUAAAAUUUCUCUGACAGGAUCACCUUCCACAUCCACAGGACAUGACAGAGGUUCUAGGAAGAUUCACAGAACUCCUGUGAGAACUAAAUUGUUCAGUGACUCGGGGAAACCACAGGUUGAACCACUACCAACACAAACAAGUAGGUUUAGUAAAGAUUAUGUAUCAAAGGAUCACAGACAAUCCGCAAGUGUUCCUUCAAGUGAAUUAUGUACAAGUAGUCCCAUAGUUGAUGUUGAAAAAGGUCUGACUAAUGGCCCUGGUGCUAGCUCUUCACCGCCUUCUAUACCUACCUCAGCUAACGGCUCAUAUACAUCAACUCAAAAGUCCACUUCUAUAGAGAUUAACAAGGGAUUAUCAUCAAAAGGAGAAAGUGCAGCAACUUCAUCUUUAAGUACUUCCCAUUCAUCAACACCCAAGAAAGGCUCACCCUACACCUCCCCAGCAAAGUCCGGUACAACGGCAACAUCUCCUGCGAGGUCGGACACUCUCGGGUCUCCACAUAAGCCAAGGGAACCUUACUACAUAGUGAACUUCAAGCUGAUCUUGAAUGCUGUCCUGAAGAAUGAGUUUGAUGCUCACCUCUUUGAUGAUGAAGAUCAUGCCCAGGUGUCCAAGUUCAACAGUUUGUCAGGUCCUGCACAACAACUGUAUGUGCGGCUUUUCCAGAGGAAGUUCACCUGGUUUCGAGUGGCUAAAGUUGACUAUCCAAAGAUUUCAUUAAAUCUGAAACCCCUCUUCACUGAGAUGAUCAAUGCUGGUUUGCUGAUAACGGAGAGUUCUUUGGACGACCUGGCUGUCACACUCAAACUGCUGAUGGCACCCGACCUGAAACAGUUGGCCAAGGACUUUAAGGUCGGAGGGAGCGGCCAGAAGGGUGACAUGGUGGAGGCCAUCAUUAAGUAUUCCUCCAGACAACGAUCCUUCUUUUCAGCUAACAUGGAUAAGAUUGUACUGAAAAAAGCCAAGAAGCUUCUUGGUAGCUGCGUGAAGCUGACUAAAGAACCUCGAACAGUUUUCAACAGGAUCAUCAUGCUGUUCUCACUAGUGAGACAAGAUCUGAUAGAGGAAGAAAAAGGCAGCUCUGGUCAGUCAGCUUUGCAAACAGAACUCCUGGUAAACAUGGGUCGUAUGAGCUACCCUGCCUACACUGUAUUCAGAACAAGAAGUUUCUUUGCCUCCAAAGAAGAUUUACUCAGGUAUGAAGUUGCCUUGCAGUAUGAGAAUGAUAUAGCCGAUGCACUGGGUAUCAAUGACUUUGAGUUGGCUGACAGACUGCAGGCAACAGCUAUGGUGACGUAUAAGGAGCUGGCCAAAGACGAACAAAUUCUCAAGCACGACGAGACCCUGCCUGAGUAUCUUCGCUGCUACAGCGCCGGCUGGGUCUACACACACGUCAGGUACCAGGGUGUGGAGAUCAGGCAGAAGCAGCGAAGGUAUGAAGAAGCCGUGGAGCUCCUGCGAGCCCUCCUGGAGCAGAAGGUCUACUGCCCUGACAGGAGAGGCGGGUGGUACGAUCGGCUGGCGCUGAAUCUCGAUCAACACUGCAAGAAACAGCAUGAGGCACUUGAUUGCAUCAAGGACGGAAUGGCUGAUCCCAAAGUAAGGGUGGGUCAUCGAUUGGCUCUACAGCUCAGAGCCCAGAAGAUACUCAAAUCCAACAAGAAACAACUCUCAGAAAGAGCCGACGAAUUUCAGUUUGAUGAUGUCUUAGAAACUCCAAAGGUAACUAUUCAGGGAACGGUCCUUCCCCAUCACGGUCCCGGUGUGAGGAACACCUUCAUCAGUUCCUACCAAGGACCAGUGGAGACGGAUGAAGGUAUCGUGGUGUGCAGUGUGGAGCAAGUAGCUCUAGAGCAUUACAAACAGCAAGGAUACACUGAAGGUAUACAUGGUGAAGGAACCACCUACAGCACUCUUAUCUUUGUCAUCUUUUGGGAUAUUGUCUUCCAUCCGAACAUCCCAGAUGUCUUCUGCUAUCCCUAUCAGACAGCACCAUUAGACUUGAGGACAGAUCACUUCUACGCCAACCGUUGCGAUGCUAUACAGAGGAAGUUAGACGAGGUUCGAGAAGCGGACGAGGAACAGCUAGCAGCCAUGCUGGAGGCCAACUGGCUGGAGUAUGAGGGAGACCUGUGUGUGGGUCUCAGCUGGGAAAUCUUCAGGGAUGUGGAACAUGCUAAGGGUUUGCUUAGGUGCAUAGGGGGCAAGCUACUGAGUGCCAUAGCCGAGCGUAUCCUUACCAAUCAUCGUCAUUGCAGAGCUGGUCGGCCUGAUCUCACCAUGUGGAACCCAGAGACCAAGAAAUUCAAGUUGGUUGAGGUGAAGGGACCCGGUGACCGUCUUUCACAGAAGCAGAUUCUCUGGAUUGAUUUCUUCCUUCGUCACGGGAUAGAGGCCGAGGUUUGCCAUGUAGAAGGUAUGUAGGACC